Helicoverpa zea (corn earworm) is the source of this 2223-nucleotide messenger RNA. Its product is annotated as sodium-coupled monocarboxylate transporter 1-like. Gene Ontology annotation, biological process: sodium ion transport; transmembrane transport. The transcript is spliced from 14 exons. Gene Ontology annotation, molecular function: symporter activity. Lineage: Eukaryota; Metazoa; Arthropoda; Insecta; Lepidoptera; Noctuidae. The record is from RefSeq and is a predicted model, not a curated record. Gene Ontology annotation, cellular component: membrane. Bases 295 to 2106 code for a protein of 603 amino acids.
GCGAUCUCGCAACAUCCUCUUUUAAAUUGCGAGUUAUCGUAAUUGUUUCAUUGUAACAGAUUGAGCUUACGUCUCGGCGGACUCAUGCAUUUGAAUGUUGGGUGCCUUUAGCGCAACGCAUAUCGAUAUGAUACGAGCUAUCAGUUUCAAUAACAAAACCCCUUGACCCGAAAAUAAUAAAACAUAGGUUUGUGUUGCAAAAGGAAGUUUGGUCAAGGAAAGUGGGAAAGUGCCUUGUACAGUUCAGUCUAUGUGAUUUUUGUCAAGGAUAAUUUUUAGUUUCUUUUUUGCAAAAUGGGGGAGAUGCGAGGGGAAGUUGCAGACCUGACGCAUAUGAUGCAAAGGUUCUCAUGGGUAGAUUACGUUGUGUUCGUGUUGAUGUUAGCUAUCAGUGCCGUUGUGGGAGUGUACUGGGGUUUCAUGAAGAAACAGACCACGCAAGCGGAUUACCUGCUUGGUGGAAGGAACAUGAAAGUGAUUCCUGUUUCUAUGUCUCUGGUGGCAAGUUUUGUUUCGGGUAUAACCCUAUUAGGGUCACCGACGGAAGUCUACAUGCACGGAACCCAGUAUGCAUAUAUCAUAGGAGCAAUAUUCUUGAUGUCUAUCAUAAUGACGCAGAUUUAUCUACCUGUGUUUCAUGAACUCAAGAUUACAUCAAAUUACGAGUACUUAUCAAUACGAUUCGACAAUAGAGUAAGAUUGUUUGGAUCGAUUUUAUUCGCUUUUACGUUGAUAGGCUGGUUGCCGAUUGUCAUUUAUGUUCCAGCACUAGCAUUUAAUCAAGUAACGGGUGUUAACAUACACGUGAUUACUCCAAUAGUCUGUUUGGUCUGCAUAUUCUACACAAGUGCGGGUGGAUUACAAGCAGUAGUAUGGACGGACGUGAUCCAAAUUACGGCGAUGUUUGGAGCGAUGGCCUUGGUCGCAAUUAAAGGGACUAUUGAUGUGGGCGGUAUUGGAGUGGUCUGGCAGAGGAAUUUGGACAGCGGGAGGAUUGAAUUGCCGGAUUGGGAUCCCAAUCCUCUGACGCGGCACACGAUAUGGAGUCUCGUGGUCGGUGGAACUAUCUACUGGCUCCAGUCUAACGCCGUCAAUCAGACUAUGAUACAAAGAUAUCUUGCGCUGCCAACUCUGAGGGGUGCUAAGUGGGCAGUUUUCUUAUUCUGCGUUGGCAUCUCGUUUCUCUAUUGCUUUUGCCUCUACUGCGGGCUAUUGAUCUACGCACGAUUCCACGACUGUGAUCCUUUACAAACUAAGUUAGCAAAGGCGAAAGAUCAGUUGCUGCCGUUGCUUGUGAUGGACGUUCUUGGAGAAAUCCCUGGGUUGCCGGGAGUCUUCAUUGCUGGAAUAUUUAGUGCAGCUUUAAGUUCAUUGUCAACGAGUCUGAACUCGAUGUCAGCAGUAGUGCUGGAAGACUUCUACAAGCCGUUCUUCGCGAAGGCGCUGACUGACCGACAGGCGAGCUGGCUCAUGAGAGGUGUCGUUAUACUCCUGGGCACGCUCUGUGUAGGGCUGGUAUUCAUAGUAGAGAAGAUGGGGACAAUCUUGCAGCUGACGAUGACGCUGGAGUCUAUGACGAUGGGGCCUCAACUGGGAGUGUUCACAAUGGGCAUCCUCAUGCCAUGGGUUGAUGCUACAGGGGCUCUAGUUGGUGGAGUCAGCGGUCUAGCGGUGAUGUCAUGGUGGUGUCUAACGUCACAACUUGCCAUAGCUAGGGGGCAGAUAAAGCACUCACACAAAUCUCUGACAACUGUAGGAUGCACGUAUAAUUUUACUACAGUUGAAGAUGUUGUCGAAGAAUCGGUCUUUAGUGAAGACGUAAACCCAGUGCUCCGAGUGUCCUACAUGUGGUACACACUAGCCGGCAUGGCAGUGACCAUGUGCGUAGGCGCAGUGGUGUCGCGCAUCAACCGCGCUCGCGGCACGCCGCACCUGCCGCCCGCGCCGAGCCUUCUUGCGCCUCAGCUCAGGAAGCUCUUCAAGGAACCCCCGCACCCUACUGAUGAACCCUAUAUUAGUGCUUAUGGACAGAAUAAGGAAGCCUGCCACGCCAAUUCUACCUCAAUAAACAUGAAGCCAAUUACCGAAACCGAAGAAAUAAGUUAAUUUCACGUUUAAUGUUAAGUAUGUUAAUUUUAUAUUUAUGUAAUAAAUCGUUUCAAUAAAACCUGUUCUUCAUUGAACUUUCCUACUUUCUUUAUAGGAGAGGAAACAACAACAGAA